AUGGCACCACUCAAUAAACUGCAAGAGAAGUACGACUACAUCUGUAUCGGAGGCGGUAGUGGAGGAGUCGCAUCGUCGCGGCGCGCUGCCUCCUACGGCAAGAAAGUUGCCCUCAUCGAAUCGUCGCCUAACCUCGGCGGUACUUGCGUGAACGUUGGCUGCGUUCCCAAGAAAAUAAUGUGGCAUGCGGCCGACCUCGCAGACCGUCUUCGCCAUGCAAGCAAAGGCUAUCAUUUCGAAAAUGUCCCACCACCCCAGUUUAACUGGGCAUCGUUCAAGCCGCAGCGUGAUGCCUACAUCCGCCGACUGAAUGGCAUAUAUGAGAAAAACCUCGAGAAGGAGAAGGUAGACUAUUACGGUGGCACUGCCCGUCUAGUCUCGCCCACCGAGGUUCAGAUCACGCCCUCUGACGGCGGUGAGCCAUACGUCAUCGCAAGUGACUACAUCACCGUUGCUACUGGAGGUCGCCCGACCAUACCAAGCGAAGAGCAGAUCCCCGGCGCAAGUCUUGGAAUCGAUUCGGAUGGCUUCUUCGACCUUGAGGACCAGCCGAAGCGCGUGGCUGUCGUUGGCGCAGGGUACAUUGCCGUAGAGCUUGCCGGUGUGCUCAAUACACUGGGCAGUGAGACACAUAUUCUCAUCAGGCGGGAACGCGUUCUCCGUACCUUUGAUCCCAUCCUCCAGGAUACACUUACACCUUGGAUGGAGCACACUGGAAUCAAAGUCCACAAGAAUACAUCUGUCGUCAAGGUUGAAGGCCAGAAAGGCGGUGAAUUAACUGUGCACCUCAAUGAUGGCACACAACUCAAGGUAGACUGCGUGCUUUGGGCUAUCGGACGGCACGCAAACACUGAGGGUCUGGGGCUCGAGGAGCUAGGCAUCCAGCUCGACAAGAAGGGAGACAUCGUUGUUGAUGAGUGGCAGAAGGCUCUCUUUGUAGAGGGCAAGCCUCAACUGGAGAACAUCUUCGCGAUCGGUGAUAUUCAGGGUAAAGCUCUCUUGACGCCUGUUGCUAUUGCGGCAGGUCGGCGACUAUCAAACAGGCUGUUUGGGCCUGAGAAAUUCAAGAACGACAAAUUGUCGUAUGAGGACAUCCCAACAGUCGUUUUCUCUCACCCCACUAUUGGCACGGUGGGCCUAACAGAGCCCGAAGCCCGCCAGAAGUAUGGCGCUGCCGUUAAGAUCUACAAGUCCUCGUUCCGCUCGCUCUACUUCUCCCAGAUCGAUGAAGAGCACAAGGAGCCGACCGUGUACAAGCUUAUCGUUGUUGGCGAAGAAGAGCGCGUAGUCGGCGUGCAUAUCAUCGGACAGGGAAGCGACGAGGUAAUGCAAGGCUUUGCGGUGGCCGUCAAGAUGGGUGCCCGGAAACAGGACCUAGAUGAUACGGUUGCUAUCCAUCCGACAUCUGCUGAAGAAUUGGUUACUCUUCGUUAA
This is a messenger RNA of Suillus paluster, 1434 nucleotides long. RefSeq lists its product as uncharacterized. Gene Ontology annotation, cellular component: mitochondrion; cytosol. The record is from RefSeq and is a predicted model, not a curated record. Lineage: Eukaryota; Fungi; Basidiomycota; Agaricomycetes; Boletales; Suillaceae. Bases 1 to 1434 code for a protein of 477 amino acids. The transcript has 7 exons. Gene Ontology annotation, molecular function: glutathione-disulfide reductase (NADPH) activity; NADP binding; flavin adenine dinucleotide binding. Gene Ontology annotation, biological process: cell redox homeostasis; glutathione metabolic process; cellular response to oxidative stress.